UAAUAAUAAUAAUCAGACAACUCACCCCAAAAAAAAAAAAAAAAAACAUGCAAACACCAAACAAUCUGCCAAAUCUGAAAGUGUGUAGGAGUUUCAGAUCCCCACCUAUGAAAUCGCGAUAAGAAAUCAAACCCAUUAAACCCAAAAGAAAAUUACUUACUUUGAUUGAUUUCAUUGAUGGGAAAGGCACUACCUUGGCCGACCCGGUUCCAAGAUUUGACCCGAAUUAUCGCUGCCGACAAGCUCCCGCGGUCCAGGCGCGCAAAGCAAGUGUCCCAAGUUCGAAUUUCGUCCCCGCAGCCGAAACCGGUCGACCCGGAGCGGGUGAAGCUGAGGAUGGAGAGCUCCGAGGGGCAGAACCGGGUUCCUCUGGCCCGGGUGGUGUCGGACUGCGUGCGGCGGUGGUUUCAGGACACGCUCAAGGAGGCAAAGGCGGGGGAUAGCUCCAUGCAGGUGUUGGUGGGUCAGAUGUAUUGCAGCGGCUAUGGUGUUCCCAAAGACCCCAAAAAGUUGUUUCCGCUGUCUGAACUUGUGAGUUGUGCACGUAAUCAGGGACAUGCUUGGAUGAAUAAAGCUUCGAAAAGUAGAGCUUCGGUUUGGAAAGUGAGCGAUAAGCCUCCAGGUUACAACGCAAGUGAUUCUAACUCGGAUGAAUUGCAAGACGACACGAAGUAAGGCCAAAUGUUCUUUCUCAAUUUUGAGUUCACUUCUGGGUUUGAUUAAUUUUCUUCCAUUCCCACUGUUAUUGGAGACACUUUGCAGUUUAGUUUUCGAUGCGAUCUUCUUGCAUUGCUUAGUAAUGGAAGGGUUCGUAUUUACUGUCUCUUCAUUCUCUACCGAGCUUCAGAACCUUCCUCUGCUCUUUAAUUCUGUUUUUGUUCUUUGAGAUAAGUUUUGAUAGUUGAUGACUGUUUUACC
Molecule: messenger RNA, 918 nt
Organism: Pyrus x bretschneideri (Chinese white pear)
Lineage: Eukaryota; Viridiplantae; Streptophyta; Magnoliopsida; Rosales; Rosaceae
Exons: 3
Coding region: 178-675 (165 amino acids)
Molecular function (GO): protein binding
Source: RefSeq, a predicted model, not a curated record